CCCCCAAUCCCUCUCACGUACUGCAUCGCUAGUCAUCAGACAGACUGUAGAUGUCCCGUCCCGUCCCGUCUGCAGCAGUCUGCCUCAGCACCUUGCCUGCCCGACAUGCCCUUGGAUAUUACCGGCCCUCCUCUUGCGAGAAACUACUGUAGAAAUAUAGAAACCACUAAACACUAACAGAGGACAUCGCAGUAGGACGGAGCGCACCUGGAUUCUUGACACUUUUACACUGCGUCUGAUCUAAAGGAUUUUUAGUCGGUCUAUACUUUUUUGUUGUUGUACCGACUUUUCCCAAAUCAACUUGUAUGGAUGUAUCAUGGCUACGUUCGCAUGCAGGGUGCAGUUCUUAGAUGAUACUGAUCCAUUUAAUAGCACAAAUUUUCCUGAGCCGACCAGACCCCCACAUUUCACAUUCAGAGAAGAUAUUCCGCUCAUCAAUCAGAUCGCUGGAGUUCACAGACUUCUGAAAGCCCCACAUAAGCUCGAUGACUGUGCUCUAGAGUUGUCUCAUAAUGGCAGUUAUCUGGACUUGGAGUCCACCUUGGCUGAGCAGAGAGAUGAACUUGAAGGCUUUCAGGAGGAUGGAGGGAGAGGAAAAAAGCACAGUAUUAUCCUGAGAACACAGCUGUCUGUCAGAGUCCAUGCCUGCAUAGAAAAGCUCUACAAUUCGACCGGACGUGAGCUGCGAAGAGCGCUGUUCUCUCUCAAGCAAAUCUUUCAGGAUGAUAAAGAUCUGGUGCAUGAGUUUGUGAUGGCUGAAGGACUCACAUGUCUUAUUAAAGUGGGAGCUGAGGCUGACCAAAACUACCAGAACUACAUCCUCAGAGCUCUUGGACAAAUCAUGCUUUAUGUGGAUGGAAUGAAUGGGCUUAUUGGACACACUGAAACUGUACAGUGGCUUUACACACUGGUCGGAUCAAAGUUCCGGUUGGUUGUUAAAACUGCUCUGAAGCUGCUGCUGGUUUUUGUGGAAUACACCGAGACCAACGCACCUCUCCUCAUCCAGGCCGUCAACACCGUAGACACCAAGCAAGGCUGUAAGCCCUGGUCUAAUGCCAUGGAAAUCUUGGAUGAAAAAGAUGGAAUGGACACUGAGCUAUUGGUUUAUGCCAUGACCCUUAUCAACAAGACAUUAGCUGGUCUUCCUGACCAGGACACGUUCUAUGAUGUGGUUGACAGUCUGGAGGAGCAGGGCAUGGAGGCCGUGGCCCAGAGACACAUCAACAGGAAGGGCACAGAUUUGGACCUAGUGGAACAGUUCAACAUCUAUGAGUCAACCCUACGUCAUGAAGACGGCGAUGAUGAGACUCAGCCUCCUCCAUCCGGACACAUAAGUCGGCGUCGGGCCAGCGUAGGAGCCACACCUGAGAGGCGGGGUUUGGAACGUCGCCGCAGCCGAAGACAUUCACUCCAAAACGGGAAAGGCCACACCUCUGCUCCUUCUUCCCCCUGUCACAGCCACACGCCCAACAUCCUGCCCCUCAGUGGCCAGAGAAUAGACGAUAUCAGCGAAAGAGAGGAGGAAGAGGAGGAAAAGGAUGAGGAGAUUCAGAAAACAGAGCUUUCUAGACAGGCAUCCGAAAGCUGGAUGCCAUCAACAGUAGAUGAAGCUUCUAGCUUGUGUUUGCCUUUAAAGUGCAUGGUCAACUUCAUUCCUAAUGCCGCUGAUACAGACAAUGAGGAAAACCUCCGGGACAGGUCUGAGAUCAAGGUUAUCCGCAAGGCCCCAGUGUCCUCCCCUCCUUUUACCCCAGAUUUUGGCCCCCCGAUAUCACCCAGACUGUCUUCUUGGGCAUCGGUCAGGUCCUUGGGGGCCCUCCCGUCCCGGGGUUCCUCUGUCACCUCCUCAACCUCCACCUCCCCAAGCGAAGACCCCCUGUCCCCUGUCCUUCCUCUGCUCUCUUCCACACUUCUUCCUACUUGCCCAGUGGAUUUGGACGAGGUGUCUGUGGGCACUCCGCAGGCUCGAGACCCAGACAAGCACUGCAGUCUGUCAGAUGUUAGAUACUCAAACACCUCAUGCAGUUCAUGUGGCAGCAAUGGCUACGCAGGGACAUAUCCCGGCAGGUCAUCCGGGGUGUCCAGUGCCCCCUCCACACCAUGCAACCGCUUCGGCCCCUCAGGAGGUCCACCUGCAGACAGUAAGCCCGACAGGCCUACUCUAGGUGGAUUGUUAACCUCCUCCUACAGGCAACAUCAGGAGUCUCUGAAUGCUGAACGUGAGCGGAGGCGCCUGGAGAGAGAGGAGAGACUUCAGCGCAUUGAAAGAGAAGAGAGAAACCGUUUCAAUCGGGAUUACGUGGACAAGAGAGAAGAGGUCAAACAAGCUCGAGAAGAAAGAUAUAAGCAAUUGGAGCGGCUGGCAGCAGAGGAAAAUGAAAGGGAACGGCCAAGGACGACACGGGGGCGAACAGAAAUCACCCUCAGCCUGACUUCACGAACCUCCAGCAGCUCCUUGUCUCGUUCUGCCACCCCUUUGACUGUAGAGGCUCAAGAGGAUAAACGUUCUGUCCCACAUCCAGCACGAGGAACUGAGUCUGAAACAAGCCAUCCCGUGCAGGCAGCAGUUGCGUGGCCUUCCUCAGAGCCUCCCUCGGCCUCAGUGUAUGCGCUGGUCUCGCCCUCCAAACCAGAGGAACAGAGACCUGUGGAACCAUCAGACAUCACGCUCUCUCUGUCUCCAACAAACUCUGAGCCGGAGAGACCUGAGACAGAGGAGAAAGCAGAGGAAGCUGAAGCCGAAGAGUGUGAAGAACUGGUAGUGAGUGGAAUGAAAGAUGAAAAGAAAGAAGAAGCAGAGGGAAACUUUGAGGAAGAGACUAAUGAAAUGGGUACAGAAGAGUGUGUGAGAGAGCAGAUAUUAGAGAGGGAUGUAGACGAGAGUGCCGUCCUGAGUGAGAAAGAGAGGCAAAAUGAGGAACUGAAUGAGAAAGAUAACUGCUCUGCCUCCAGCAUCUCCUCAGCCAGCAGCACUCUGGAGAGAGAAGAACGAGAGGAGAAACACAUCAGUGACAGUGACUCAGGCCAGUGGGCAGACUGUAUGAAUACAGCGGAUGUGAACGAUCAGUGCAACAAAGUUCUUAACAGCAAACGCUUCAUGCUGGACAUGCUUUAUGCUCAAAACAAGAAGGCAGAGGAAGAUGAGAAAGAAAAGGAGAGUGAGAAAAAGUGUUCAGGUCAAGAUUCCACUGUGACCAGCCUUGCUUGUCGCAUCUCCACUCUGGAGGCGCAACGGCAAGCUUGUGACGACAACAUGAAGAAACUGGAAGUGGAGCAUCUGGAUAACCAGGGUAGUGUACGGGCUGUGGCUGAGAAAUUUGGAGAUUUGGUGAAAGGACUGGUAUCGCCUCAUGAGGUGGAGCAUUCUGCGAAGGAAAAGCAGCAAGCACAGGGAAAACCUGUGCCGGCUCCUUCACCAACACCCCCUAAAAAGGAGUCAGACCACAUAUGGGACCAGCUGAUGGCCACACCACGGGAGCUACGUAUCAAAGAGCUGGACUUCACGGACUUGGGAGAGGAGGAUGAUGUAGACAUUUUGGAUGUUGGUAAUGUGAUCGGGUCAAGUGACCUCACGCCACCUCCUCCCCCGCCUCCCUGCUUGCCCAGCCUUCCACCCCCGCCACCUUUAUUUGGAUGCCCUCCACCUCCCCCUAUCCCUGGCAUGAUGAUGCCCCCUCCACCGCCUUUUUUGGCUUCAGUUCAUCCCCCACAUCUCGGAUCUCCUCAGCUUGGUCGAGGAGAGCCCCCACUUUUCCAGAAGAAGAAGAAGACCAUCCGGCUGUUUUGGAAUGAGGUCAGACCUAUAGACUGGCAGUACAGCAACCACAAGAGAUGCAGGGAGUCACUGUGGUCCAAACUUGAUCCGGUCAAACUGGACACAGCUAAAUUGGAAAACCUCUUUGAGACGAAAUCCAAGGAGCUCCCAGUUACAAAGAAAACUGCAGCAGAUGGGAAGCGUCAGGAGAUCAUCGUUCUGGAUUCCAAAAGAAGUAAUGCCAUCAACAUUGGUCUGACGGUCCUGCCGCCUCCUCGCACCAUCAAAACAGCCAUCCUCAACUUUGACGAGUACGCCUUGAGCAAAGAGGGCAUAGAGAAAAUCCUGACAAUGAUUCCUACGGAGGAGGAGACGCAGAAGAUUCAGGAGGCCCAGCUGGCGAACCCUGACACUCCGCUGGGCAGCGCAGAGCAGUUCCUCCUCAUUCUGUCCUCCAUCAGUGAGCUGUCCGCCCGCUUGCAGCUUUGGGCCUUUAAGAUGGACUAUGACGCUUUAGAGAAGGAAGUAGCAGAGCCACUACAGGACCUGAAGGAGGGCAUGGACCAAUUAGAAAAGAAUAAGACACUGCGCUGCAUCCUUUCAACUCUGCUAGCUAUUGGCAACUUUCUCAAUGGGACCAAUGCUAAAGGCUUUGAGCUGAGUUACCUAGAGAAAGUUCCUGAGGUGAAGGACACCGUUCACAAACAAUCUCUACUGCAUCACGUCUGCUCCAUUGUCGUGGAGAAGUUUCCAGAGAGUUCAGACCUCUACUCUGAGAUUGGAGCCAUCACUCGCUCUGCUAAGGUUGACUUCGACCAGCUGCAGGAAAACCUAUGUCAGAUGGAGCGCCGCUGCAAAGCAUCCUGGGACCACCUGAAGGUCAUCGCUAAACACGAAAUGAAACCAGCCCUUAAGCAGCGCAUGUCAGACUUCCUUAAAGACUGUGCAGAGAGAAUUAUCAUCCUUAAAAUUGUGCAUAGCCGCAUCAUAAACAGGACAUAUUAUAUCAGCACCAUUAAGUUCCGUUGUAUCUUCUCCAAAAUAAAUAUUUCUGCUAAUAACACCAUUGAUACAACAGAUGACACAACCAGUGAUGAGGAAGAGGAUGAUGAGAGUGGGAAGUUUGCAGGAACUCCUCUGGAGGGUCAGGAGAGUCAGCCGCAGGGUUUGGGCUACACGGAGGACGCAGCUGAACAUGAGCAGAUGACUGCAGUACUUCGCACCAGCCUGCAGGGCGGCGACAGUCCGUCCUCUGUACUCCCCGGCCUCCGCACACGGACUCGAGCGACUCGAGGCCAUACAGCACUUUUGUCUGCUGCAAAUGAAGACACUUCUAAUUGCACAAAUGAUACAGCGGAUGAGAUCAUGGAACGCAUUGUGAAAUCAGCCACUCAGGGCCCCAGUCAGCGCACACAGCCCCGCGAGAGGAGACGCUCCAGAGCCAACCGCAAAUCCUUAAGAAGAACACUGAAGAACGGCCUUACGCCAGAGGAGGCACAGGCGCUGGGAUUGGCCAGCAGCUCUGAGAUGCAAGUGUGAGACAGCAUCCGCUCAGGGGACACACAUCUAAACACAAAUGUGCUGGAACAGGUCACUUUAGUUCCGAGUUUGCGUUCAUCUGGAGCAGGUGCAUGUUUCUGGGUUUGUGUUUUAUGACGGUUAUUACUGUGGACUAUUUGUAUUCUCACAGGUGAAAGGGAUUAUAAUCACUAACCCAUUAUACUUUACUUAUCCUGGGAUGUGUAGUCAGACCUUACUCCAUUUACUAGUUUAUGCAUUUUGUCCCAAGGUGGUCCGAGAGUGUCAUUGAAACCACUCAGGUGCAUGUUCACUGUUCCUGCGGACUAUUAAUGAUAUCCCAAACAUCCAUUUUAAUGCAUUUUUAAAAGAGAACAAGCACAGUUGCAGUGCAACUUCCUGAUGCACAUCAUUUAUAGACGCUCACACACAGCCUGCAGAAUAUUGAUUGUCCAGUUCUCCAGUAUAGAGACUAAUGUCUGUCUCUAACCGCUGCGGCCUUCAGAAUGAUCCCAAAGAACUGUGUUUGAAGAUGACUGGAUGCCCUCUCACCAUUUUUGUUAGUACUGGCUGUUUGGUUGAAUUCAGGUGAUAGUAGCACCUUCAGCAUUCAUAUCUCAUGUAAAUCAGCAGUGUACCUUGAUGGUACACUGAUGUACCUUGAUGUUCUUCUCUGGUUCACUGCUGUGGUAAAACGUGUUUGUUUUACCUGCUUUUAAAAAAAGCAGGGCUUCUUAUGUUGCAUGUCCAAUUACUUUCAGAUAGCUUGAAGCUGAGCAAGAGUUAAGGUUCUUUAAUUUCUGCUGAAGUCUCCUUGUGUGAUCGAAACCCGCUUAACAUUGUUUAACAGAUGAUCAAAUUACUUUGCACACAAAUGCAAACUAACUAGAAAGUCGUCUUUCUCCUUCCCCUCCAGCUCUGUCAUUUCCUCAUACGUUAUCUCUAUAAUAAUACAUUCAUUGCAUAACUUGCAGCAUGCACAUGAGUGCCUUGAAGAAAUGUUUUUUUUUGUAAGAAUUUGAUUAUUUGGUCAGGAAAGGAAGGCAGAGGGAAAGAUUUUAGGGCAUUUUAAAGGAUUUAUAGUUGACCCAAAAAUUUACAAUUCUGUUAUUAUAUUAUUAUUCUAAACUAACCUGGAUAUAAAUUGGAUAUUUUGAUCAAGUUGUGAGUUAACAUUCUAGUGAUCAGUGAAUAAAAACUUGUUCUGUUUGUCACUGUUAUUAUGACUUCAAAUUAUAGCCCACAAGUCAUAUGCACUACUUGUUUUGUUGCUUUUUCUUAACAAUAGGUCAAAGUCCAUGUAUGUAAGGAAAAGAGCUGCAUAACGAUUUAUACAGACCCACACCAGUCAUAUUGGUUUGGAGAGUAAAUUAGCGAAUGUUACGAAGGUGUAGUGAUUAAACAGUCAAUGCAACCUUUUCAUUUUUUUUUUCAUGGCGAUAAAUUUGAUCAAUCAGCUUUUUUGGGGGGGGGGGGGGAGAUUUGACAGAUUUACCAGAGACACGUCCACUGUCAAUAAUAGUAGUACCAUUCAGCACCUUAUCAUGUGUAGCAUGCAAUUUCGAAAGGAAUUGGAAAAAUGUUUCACCUUUUUCCCCUCAGAUUUUUACUCUGAGUAUUAUGUGGAUAAGAGAUUAGAUACGUGUAAAGUAGAACCUUGAUGUAGAGGCUAAACAUGAGACAGAUGCUGUACAAUUGUGUAAAUGUCACUUCAACGUUUUUAUUUUUUGUUGUGUUCAUGUUUUGUUUGUAUUUUGUAUAGAAUAGUGUAUUAUAGGUCAAAAGCAGUGUUAUUCUGUGAAAAUUCUAAUUUAAGAGAAAAUAAGCCAUGCAUGGUUCAAACAAUAACAAUGUCAGCAGGCAAUGUCUUUAUUUUGUGGCUAAAUGGCUAGAGCCUGUGACAUCUCGAUACCCUGUGAACGUAGAUUUUGUUUCGUGUGUUUACGCAGCACAGACCUGAAACACUGUCAUGCAUCCAUCAGCCCUGCUCAAAUGGCCUUUGAUAUUAUUGCACUCGCAUACAGAGUUUCACCCAUUGCUUCAAGUGCCAUAAAACGUUGGUUUUGAAUAAAAGAUCGAGAAUGUGAAAAUUUGACUUCUAAAUUCCAAAAGGAAAAGCAUUUACUGUACUUUGCAAUAAAAAGCUUUUACAGCAAC
Messenger RNA from Sinocyclocheilus grahami, 7429 nucleotides. RefSeq names its product FH1/FH2 domain-containing protein 3-like. NCBI's taxonomy places the organism in Eukaryota, Metazoa, Chordata, Actinopteri, Cypriniformes, Cyprinidae. The record is from RefSeq and is a predicted model, not a curated record. Gene Ontology annotation, cellular component: cytoplasm; cytoskeleton. Bases 317 to 5293 code for a protein of 1658 amino acids. The transcript is spliced from 29 exons. Gene Ontology annotation, biological process: sarcomere organization; cardiac myofibril assembly; cortical actin cytoskeleton organization. Gene Ontology annotation, molecular function: actin filament binding.